AUGCUGUGGGACGAGGCGUCGACGGUUAUUCAGGCGCAUCAGCAUAGUCGGCGUAGGCCGAGCCGGUUGGAUGCGGUCAAAGUUGAUAGCCUCAAAGAGGAUCCCUGGGAGGGUGCGCAUCCGGUAGACUGCCACGUAGUGCAGGCCCGAGGAGUGGGCCCGCUCGCUGAUAUUGAGAACCGCCUGGUCCACAGCAAUGCCCUGGGCCUUGUGUACAGUGAUUGCACACGGCAGGCGAGUCAUCGGGCCGGCAGUUCUAAUCAGGCUAAGCCAAGGGUAUGCUUCGGCACAAUUGCCGAAUUUGGUCAGCUUUGUGGUGUCGACUUUCAGAGGUGGUGUCUCGUUGAACGACCACCCAUGUCACGGCAUGUGACAGAGGAUCGUAGUUGGAUGUCCACACUUGGCCGCCAUAUAUUAGUCUCUUCUUCUGCAGACGCUGAAUCACGACCUCCUGGGGAAGGUCCGCGUGACAAUGUCGUCGCCGGGGCCGUUUGGGGGUUCAUCCAGGGAAUGCAGGUGGAUUCGGGGGCUGGCUUCCCGCCAACCCCUCCCCCCGCGCCCCUAGCCCUUGGACAAGCCGCCGCUGAUGAUAUAACGACUUUCCCCACCUCCUCGUCUCGGGCCUUUUGA
Messenger RNA from Penicillium mononematosum, 630 nucleotides. RefSeq lists its product as uncharacterized. The coding region runs from base 1 to 630 and encodes 209 amino acids. The record is from RefSeq and is a predicted model, not a curated record. The transcript has 2 exons. NCBI's taxonomy places the organism in Eukaryota, Fungi, Ascomycota, Eurotiomycetes, Eurotiales, Aspergillaceae.